This is a messenger RNA of Anneissia japonica, 923 nucleotides long. RefSeq lists its product as uncharacterized. The record is from RefSeq and is a predicted model, not a curated record. The transcript is spliced from 5 exons. Bases 439 to 900 code for a protein of 153 amino acids. Gene Ontology annotation, cellular component: membrane. NCBI's taxonomy places the organism in Eukaryota, Metazoa, Echinodermata, Crinoidea, Comatulida, Comatulidae.
UUUUGUAUCCUCAAUAUUAAUGAAAACAAUAACGGCUGAUUAUUGUGGCAGUGAAGUUAGCCUAGUGGACUUUACACCGAUGUUUUUGUGUGUUGUGGUCUUGAUACUGCUAACGGUGCCACUAGUUAUCACCCUCAACCCCGAGGAGGUUAAAGUAAAUGCCAGCCAAACGACCAACAAUGAAACUUAGUCUGGCAUCAAGGAAUUUUGGAAAAAUGGACGCAAUGCGACGUUUAUGUUCACUGGCCUUGUCAUCGGUGUUGUAUAUGGAUACAUCAUGUCUUAUUUGACUUGGAGGGUCGACAUCUUGGUGGAACAAAACUGUUGGUGGGAAUAGGAAUCGUAGUUCAAGGGUUUGUGGAGUUUGUGAUAGGUAUAUUUGCUUCACAGCUCAUACAAACUUUUAGUUGCCUCAAGAUCAUAAGUUUCGGGGCGUUCAUGUAUGCGAUAAAUUGCGUUGGGUAUGCCACGAUGCAUAAUCCUAAUUGGUCGAUUUUGAUGAAGGCUACUGAAGGUGCUGGGUUUUUUUGCACAAUGGUCGUGGGAUUGGCGUACAUUGCUCAGACAGCUCGUCCUAGAUGUCAAGCCGCUGUUACAUUCAUGUUUUCUGCAGCUUAUACGUCUUUGGGCUUCAGCGUGGGCUCAGAAAUUGGCGGGCUACUGACAGGAGAAUAUGGUGUAAAAAACGUUUUCUACAUGGUGUCAGGCCUCUCAGCAUCCGUCGCCAUUUUUAUUGGAAUGUUCGAUUGGAUAUAUUCCAUGAACAACAGCAGGGACGAGGUAUCAUCAACAUCUGAACACUACACUGCUGCUGGGCAUCAUCCAGCACUUACUGGUCAAGAUAGUUGUAAUUCCGACAAAGACAAGUUGAUAGAUUAUGGGAGUACUGACGGGUCAUGAAGGCUGGCUUAUCAAUGAUGAAG